This is a messenger RNA of Seriola dumerili (greater amberjack), 3142 nucleotides long. It is a transcript of the gene cunh18orf54, whose product is annotated as chromosome unknown C18orf54 homolog. NCBI's taxonomy places the organism in Eukaryota, Metazoa, Chordata, Actinopteri, Carangiformes, Carangidae. The record is from RefSeq and is a predicted model, not a curated record. The transcript is spliced from 15 exons. Bases 48 to 1727 code for a protein of 559 amino acids.
UAACAAAUUGGUGUUGUCUGCAGGAUAUUAACAGAACUACAGCCUGCAUGGAGUGCAGCGGCCUGGUUGGUGACUGUCUGUCUCCAGAGUCCACGGUGACCUCCCUGCUGUCGAGCUCAGGUCAUCUGAGGAGCAGCCUGCGGCCGCCUGAUCACAUCACCUCUUUCAGAUACAGAGACAAGGACUAUGACUCAGCCUCAGCAGCGUUAGAUGCCUACAUCGCAGAUUUCGAGAGAAGUUGUCCGAACAGCUUGUCAUUGACAGGAAGACUGGUUCUGCCACAUGGUCCCAUCUCCAGGCUGAGCAGACCCAGAGUGAGCACACUCAGAAACAGAGAUGUUCUCAUGGAGAGUUUGACUGAAAGGGAGCUGGACUUCCUGGACCUCCCAGUCAGCUCCCUCCAUCAUGCUAGCAACCGAGACAGACUCUCCAUGACGACGGACGAGCUGCUGUCUAUCCCUUAUGACGGCUCUAUGCCUGUUACCCACACCUCUGCCUUCAUCCAAGGCGUCCUGUCUCAGUCUGGGUCCUCCCAGCCCCACUGCUCCUCCUCAAGUCCACAACAUAGAGCCUGUGCUGGGCUCAGCAGCAGCCACGCCAACCCCCGCCUGAGCUACCAACACCCUCACCUAACCAGGACACCCAGGAGAGGAAGACCAGGAGCAGCCACGUUUAAAACACUUGAUGACAUAUUCUCUGUGAGCAGUUUGAAGUCUGCACACAGAGCAGCAGGGUCAGAGAGGGCAGAGCCGUCCUCAUUGCUCCACCGCCCAUACCAGUUCACCAGCAACAAGGCUGACAUGGAGUGCUCUGGAAUGAGCAGCAUGCCUGACCUGAAGUAUGCAUCCAGUGUGGAAGCCUGGAUCCAAGGCUGUGACCACAGCAAGGGGCCGUCGCUCGCAGAGUUGAAGCUGUGUGACGACCACGGUGUUCUUCCACCUGCAGCUCCCAGAACCGGAGCUCCAUCCUGGUUAGCAGAGCUGGAGGAUAAUGAUCCCGACCAGACGUGUUCACAGGUUGACAGCCAGCAGACUCUCCGAGAUCUGAGGCUUCAGUUUGCUGAACAGAUUUCGCUGCUUGCUACAGAGAGAAAAAGCUCUGACAUCAAGGAAACUCUGUUAAGAGGCAACAAGAUCCAAUCUCUGAUCCAGAAAGCAGAUCAGGUGUUGAACUCUCUGUCUCGGAGCUGUGAUGGAGUAGACUAUCCUGCAGGUUCAGUGAGUUCAGUGAACACUGAGGAGCUGCUGCUCAGGUCGCCCUCACACUGUCCUUCGUUCACUCUGGACUCAGCAGCAGCAGCAGCAGCAGCAGCAGCAGCAGCAGGGAGCGGCACACUGGCUCUGACUCACAGAGGAGCUCAGACUUUGGACUGUGGUCCCCAUGGAAACAGCAUCUGGAAGCAGCCUGGUCCAGUGGAGGCUCUAAAACAGAUGCUGUUCAAAUUGCAAGCAGUGGAGGGGAAGCUUCAGGGGCAACAAGCACUCACUGACAGGCUGCAGACAGAGGAGACUCCAGUGAAGCAGAGGACUGAAGGUGAAGCAGAGCUGGAGAGUUUUUCUGGUGGACCAUCACUACACAGAGCUCUGCAUCACCUGAGCUGUCUGAAGCUCCUGGUGGAAGAACCCAGAGAGAAACACAGACAGGAGGAGGAGAAGGAUGAAGAUGAAGGACGCUACUCGUCUUCAUCUGCUGACGGACCCAUCUGUACUCAGCAGAAACGAUCCUGAAGCUGAAGGACAAGAGUCUUCCUGUCAGCGUCUAUCAGUCAGUGGUCUCACUGUGCUCCACUUGUUUCCUCAAACAGUCAAAGAAGUUGCCAAUGAAUGUGGAUGAAGUCUUCUCUGCAUCUGUGCUUUAGAUGAACAGACGCCAUGCAUCUUAACAACAGUACAGAGAGCAAAUCACUUAUUAUGAAAUAUAUGAAAUGUGUGAUGAAGUCAUGUGACGUGUUAGAGUGAAGGAAACUGUGAAAGCUUAAAUACAGUUGUCUGUUUGGUGGUUAAAAACUUACCAAGGUUGUCCAUUAAAGAAACUCUCAUUUUAUUUAUUACAUGCUAAGUCACAUUUAUCAAUACAAUACAACAUGAUGCAGCAUGGAAGUCAGAUGCUUCAGAGUUAUUUGAAGGUGGAAUGUUUUGCAGUGUGUAUGGAGGAGUUUCCCCUGCUUCCAGGCUUUGUCCUAAGUUAAGCUAAGCACAUCGUAGACCUGUCUCUGUACUGGAUGCAGAGAUGAACAUGAUGUCCAUCUUCUCCUCUGACUGUGGACGUGGAGACCGAAGCUCUGAGACUAUGUCGAACUCAUUUGUGAAUGUGCCAAAUGCAUCAUGUUAGCCACAGUAUAUUGUUCAGGGUCAGUGAAACAGAUGUAAUGGAUAUAGUGCUGUUUGAAACUGAACAGUAUUUUUUUUUCUUUACAGUCUUGAGUUGUCCACUGCAUAUGAGAAUCUUGCCAUCUCUACCAUCCAUCACUUAUAAUGUGAAGGGAACAUAGACACUAACAACAUUGUCUUUCCUCUGGCUCCAUCCACACAAUUUUAACAUGUCAAAUAUUUGAUUUUCUGGUGUGUAAAGAUCAUCACAGCCUCACACUGUCUGCAGACAUUAGAUUUUGUUCCUUUGUUAUGAAAUUACUUAUAGUUUGAUUUGGAUAGGAAACAAAGUAUUUUUAUUAACAGGCCGUCAGUGUUUUCUCUUACAUGCUGUGGUUACAGCAUGAAAAGUUAUUUAUAUUGUAACAGAUGAGGUUUUUAAUCUUCAUUUCCAUGUGACAGGGUCGUCCCAAACAGCUCACAUUAAAACAUGGUGUCUGCCUUCAUGGUGUCAGUGCAUUUCAUUUGAUGUUGUCUUGGAUAUUGGUGGGAAUUGGAAUUGAAAAGUGGUUUUGUGCGUUUUAUGUUUUCACAACUUGUUUCUUGUCUGAAACAAAAACAGAUGCAUGUCUGGAUUUUUCAAACCACAUUGAAGUGUGGUUAAAUUCUUGUAUCAGUGGGAGGCUGAAGAGGCUCGUGUAUCUCCAGUGACUGAAGUGUAGUUUUCAUAAAGGAAGAAGACUUGAGAGACAGAUUAAAGAAAGAAUGCUCAUAAUCUGUUUAUCUGUCAAACUCCACAUCUUCAGUUUGUAAUUUAAGUCUCCAAUUCAAGA